Molecule: messenger RNA, 746 nt
Organism: Portunus trituberculatus (swimming crab)
Lineage: Eukaryota; Metazoa; Arthropoda; Malacostraca; Decapoda; Portunidae
Product: ctenidin-3-like
Exons: 3
Coding region: 40-651 (203 amino acids)
Source: RefSeq, a predicted model, not a curated record
ACUGCCUGACUAGCUAUCACUGCUCUCCUAACCUACAGCAUGACCAAGAUGGUGCGCCUGGUCUUACUGGUUCUGCUGGUGAUAGCUGCUCUGUCGCUAGCCCUGCCCGGAGGAGGCUACAGCCACAGGGGUGGUGGGUAUGGACAUGGUAGCAGCUAUGGGCACGGCGGCGGCGGAGGCUACGGCAAAGGUCAUGGAGGAAGAUAUGGAAAAGGACAUGGCGGCGGCAGCUACGGAAAGGGACAUGGUGGAGGAGGAUAUGGGCAUGGCGGUUAUGGGAAGGGACAUAGUGGAUAUGGAUACGGCGGCGGCCACGGGCAUGGUGGAAGUGGCUACGGCAAGGGUCACGGCGGCGGUGGCUACGGCAAGGGACACGGCGGCGGCUACGGCUAUAGCGGCGGCGGUUACGGGCAUGGCGGAGGCGGAUAUGGCAAGGGGCACGGAGGCGGCGGUUACGGGCAUGGCGGAGACGGAUAUGGCAAGGGGCACGGCGGCGGCGGCGGCUACGGUAAGGGACACGGUGGCGGUGGAUAUGGGAAGAGCCAUGGGGGCGGUUAUGGUCAUAGUGGUGGCGGCUACGGCAGAGGCGGCUACGGUCAUAGUGGCGGCUAUGGCCACGGCAGCGGCGGAUACGGUCAUGGCUACCAUUAAGAAGGGAUGCAGAAUUACUUUACCAUCUCCUCCACCACUGACCUCAGGAGUGUAUCACCUCACGUUUUCUGUUGAAUAAAUAUUAAACUAACUUA